Molecule: messenger RNA, 5787 nt
Organism: Protopterus annectens (West African lungfish)
Lineage: Eukaryota; Metazoa; Chordata; Ceratodontiformes; Protopteridae
Exons: 3
Coding region: 415-5247 (1610 amino acids)
Source: RefSeq, a predicted model, not a curated record
AGGAAAUGGUUUAAGGGGUGUUAAGUUGCACUGCAUUGCAUGUAAGGCAAGAAAGACAGGAGGCUUUAUGUGGGCAAAACUCCAUAACUGUAAGAGACACAAGUCUAUUGGUUUUACUCUAUAGAUAUAAAGAAAUGAAUGCUGUCAAGAGUAAUGUGCUAUAUUCAUCUUCUCUUUGUGAGAAAAAUCCUAAGCAGAAAAGGAAAUGAAUUCAGCAUCCUGGUUUGAAGUGCAAGAUGAAACCUUGUUACCGGGUAGAGCAGCUAAUAACAUUGUUUUCAGCUGAAGGGAUUAUGCCUAAAUAUGAAUGAUUCAGCAGUGACUUCUGUUUAAAUUUCAACUCCAUUGCUUGGAGCUGUUGCAGGUACACGGCUGACGCCCUUCCAGCUGCCUACUUUCCCGCCGACUACAGUGAUGGAGGAGAACCUUGAGUACUGUAGUCAAAGCAGCGAUGCAGAGAGCUGCAGCCAAAACAUACAAAGACUGGACAAAGCAAUUCAGCAGCUGAUCGCAACAUGGGAAGUCUCGCAUGAGAAUAACACCUCUGAGGGUUCCUCCUGCAUGAAAGACUGUAAUAUUGCAUCGCCAGUAUCUGAAAAGUCCAGCUGGAAUUCUUGCAUUCCUUAUGUCCAGCCACAGGAGCUGGAUCACAUGAAGAUGCUGAAUGUCUCUAUGAACAAUAACACUUUGGAGCAACUAGAUUCCCAUCGUGCCUCCUUCAACAUCUUCACAAAAUCAACCAAACGGAAGAUGGACCAAAACCAGUACUUGAUGCCUUCAACACAAGUGUGCAUAUGGUGUAGAAACCAUUUCAAUGCUCAUGAACCAUUGAAAGACCAGAUGCUUUACACUUCUUCAUGCCUGCAAUGCAAACAACUCAGAAGUAAUGCUGCAGUGGAUUUGCACUCCUGCAGUAAGAGGCCAAAUAAUGGACAACAACAUAGCUGGACCUUCCAGGAGAAUGCAAGCCAGUACUAUCAGUACAGUUGCCCCUGUGGCUUUGUGUGUGGGGACCAGCUCCAACUGAACCUCCAUCGCCUGUCCCACAUGGACUUUCAAGCGUCCUACAGUGAUACUCGACAACGGAACUGUAAUGUUUUUAACCAGAAAUCAAGCAACACACAGCUGCAUGUGGAGCAUGGAUUAGGUAUGGCAGGACAGCCAUGUGCCCGUGAUGAAAGACAUGAUAUGAACAGCGGAAGACGGCAAGCAAUGGAUCAUUUAUCUGACUAUGUUUCAAGCUACUUGGAAAGAGAAAAUCCAGUGUGUGCCAGACUGCAGGCAUCUGCCUGCAUGCAACAGCAGCAGCCUUUCUCUCCAGUACAAAUGCCCACAGGCUAUAUGGAGAGCCAUGCAGUAAAAAAAGUUAUGGGAAGUCAGGGACAGGCCUACUUAGGAACUUCUUCACCUCUCCAUGUAGGAAAUACAGCAUCAGUGUUCAUGGACAGGUGCAAACCGCAGUAUACAAGAUACAGUACACCAGUGAGACCACAAGGACCAUCACAUAAGAGAAGUCUGGAGAAUGCUAAUAUGGAAAGGCAGAUGCUAAACUGUCAAAGAGAAUUGGUUCAAGGCUGUGUCCGAGAACGAAUGCUACUUCCCCCAGAAGGGAACCAGAGAGUUUUUGUAAUGGGACAGAGACAAAACUGUACAGAAACAGCACCAUCCCCUGUAGAAAGGAAUGAAAUGAUCCGAAUUGGAAGCCCAUCUUCACUCAAAAGCAUCAAGCGAUAUCUUCCCUAUAAUGGCCAGAGUUUAGCUGAUGUAGAAAUUAAGGACAAAGAUCUUCUGGAAGUUAAGUCUUUACAUCAGAAGGACUGGGAGGUACUUUUGAUCCAAAGUGAAAGUCCAUCCUCCCACAAAAGCAGCAAACAAAAUAUUGCUUGUAGUGAUCAAACUCUGGUUACUGUAGGAAGUAAGGAUAGUGCUCUACUGAAUGUAACAUGUGAACCCCAAAAAGAACGGCAGGGAUGUACAGAGAAAGACAAGAAGGUACAUCCUCACUUCUGUGGACCAGACAUGAGUUUUAUUGAGGGAGAGAAACUUGUUAAACAUACAUCAUCAGGAAUUAAAAAAGCUGGGCAGGCUUCAGGCAGAUUGGAAGAAUAUGGAGAUAAGAGAGAAUAUACAGCAUUCAAAAGAGAGCUGCAGAUGAAUAAGCACAGAGCCAGCACAGAAAGUCCAACUGUAGUUACUACAGUAAUCAAAACGGAGCAAGCAGAGCUGCAGAUAGAUAAGCACAGAGCCAGCACAGAAAGUCCAACUGUAGUUACUACAGUAAUCAAAACGGAGCAAACAGAGCUGCAGAUAGAUAAGCACAGAACCAGCACAGAAAGUCCAACUGUAGAUACUACAGCAAUGAAAACUGAGCAAACAGAGCUGCAAAUGGACAAGCACAGAACCAUAACAGAAAGUUCAAUUGUAGUUAUUACAGCAGUCAAAACUGAGCAAGCAGAGCUGCAGACAGAUAAGCACAGAAUCGUUGCAGAAAGUCCAACUGUAGUUACAGAAAGUCCAACUGUAGUUACUACAGCAGUCAAAACUGAGCAAGCGGAGCUGCAGACAGAUGCGCACAGAACCAUCACAGAAAGUCCAACUGUAGUUACUAGAGCAGUCAAAACUGAGCAAGCGGAGCUGCAGACAGAUAAGCACAGAAUCGUUGCAGAAAGUCCAACUGUAGUUACAGAAAGUCCAACUGUAGUUACUACAGCAGUCAAAACUGAGCAAGCGGAGCUGCAGACAGAUGCGCACGGAACCGUCACAGAAAGUCCAACUGUAGUUACUACAGCAGUCAAAACUGAGCAAGUGGAGCUGCAGACAGACGAGCACAGAACCAUCACAGAAAGUCCAACUGUAGUUACUAGAGCAGUCAAAACUGAGCAAGUGGAGCUGCAGACAGACGAGCACAGUACCGUCACAAAAAGUCCAACUUUAGUUACUACAACAGUCAUGACAGAGGAAGUGGAGUUGCAGAUAGAGGAGUGCAGAACCAUCACAGAAAGUCCAACUGUAGUAACUACAGCAAUCAAAACCGAGCAAGCAGAGCUGCAGAUAGAUGAGCACAGAACCAUCACAGAAAGUCCAACUGUAGUUACUACAACAGUCAAGACCAAGGAAGUGGAGUUGCAGAUAGAUGAACACAGAACCAUCACAGAAAGUCCGACUGUAGUUACUACAACAAUCAAGACAGAGGAAGUAGAGAUGGAGAUAGACGAGCACAGAACCAUCACAGAAAGUCCAACUGUAGUUACUACAACAAUCAAGACCAAGGAAGUGGAGUUGCAGAUAGAUGAACACAGAACCAUCACAGAAAGUCCGACUAUAGUUACUACAACAAUCAAGACAGAGGAAGUGGAGAUGGAGAUAGACGAGCACAGAACCAUCACAGAAAGUCCGACUGUAGUUACUACAACAAUCAAGACAGAGGAAGUGGAUAUGGAGAUAGAUGAGCAUAGAACCAUCACAGAAAGUCCGACUGUAGUAACUACAGCAAUAAAAGAAGUGGAGCUGCAAAUAGAUGUGCCAAGAACCAUCACAGCAAAUCCAGAACUACAUACCACUGAUAGUCUUUCUGCAGUAACUAAAGAUGUGGAAACAGCAGCCAAAAACAUUUGCAUAUCUAGAGAUGCAGAAACAGGAGCUGAAAACGUUUACAUAGAAGAAGUUGAUGCAGAAGGACAGGCAGCAGUUUUGGAAGCACAAUCAAACAUUAGAACAAAACUACCAGGAAGUGAAGGAAUAAUUCCAGUAGCAGCUAAGCAGCAAGCUGUAUGUAACACAGACGUCCAAGUUUCCCUCGAUAAAGAGGGACAGGUAGUACAUACAGAGAGAAACACUUUUAUUAAUGAUGAAGAAACCCCAGUUGAAGCAGUGAUGUCUGAUGUUACCCUUGGACAAAACAAUGCACCAGUUAAUAGAGAGGAACAACCAGCUGUUUGUAAAACACCGCUUUCCCCCAAAACACAAGCAGCUGAUCCUUUGAAAAUGCAGUUAGUUUGCAUUGAUACAGAAGGAAAAUGUAUCCCAGUAGAGGAAAAGGUGAUGACUAGUGUUGAAAGACAGGAUGCACCACUGUGUACAGAUUCACAAGCUGAGCUUUCUGAGGGUAGACAGACUCCAGUUAAAACCAGUAGUUUGACACUAGAACAACCAGAAGGAAAACAAAAGGAACUUCAAGCAGAAACUUCUAAUGAAAAGCAAGUAGUCAGUGAUCAGAAAGACCAGGACUGUGUCCACAAUGGAGGUAAUGCGGUUACAGAAAAUAACCCAUGUAGUAAAGAACAGCCUAAAACACGGGCAUUUCCAGCCAUAAUCCAUGCAUCAGGGCAAAUGCCUAGUCAUCCAGGAAGUGUAAUGUUGGUUCAGACAGGACCACUCUUAGUGACUCAGUCGGGGGGCCCACUUUUGCUUCAGGCAGGAGGACCAACACUUUCCCAGUCAGGAGGCCAAGUGUUUAUUCAGACAGGAGGACCAGCAAUACCCCAAUCAGGAGGUCAGUUAUUUAUUCAGACAGGAGGACCACCACUGGCCCAGUCAGGAGGUCCGCUUUUUAUUCAGACAGGAGGACAUGUUUUGCCUCAAACAAAUCCAGCGUUAACUGAAGUAGGAGGGCCAGUGUUACUUCAGACAAAUAGUCAAAUUCUGACCCAACCUGGAGGCCUUGUUAUGCUUCAGGCUGAAAAUUCAGUACAGACACAAGCAGUAAAAACAGUGGUGGCUCACAAACAAGGAGGAGGAAAGGUUUUGUCCAAAACAAGACCGACUGCAUCAGUAGGCCAAGUGUUGAUUCAACCAAAGCCGUUAUUAAGCCAGGUGGUGCUGCAGACAAGUGGUCAGAUCCUAAACCAAACGUUUGGUUCCUUGUUGGUUCCACUGGGGAGCCAGUUUCUGAUACAAACAGACAGUCCAGCAGUGGCCUCUACAGGUGGACAAAUGAUUAACCAAGCAGGGCAUACUGCAGUAGUUCAGACAAAAGAGCUGGCAGUAGCACCUGUGCUAACCCACACAGCAAAACACAGUACAGUUACAAAAGCAGAGCAAGUCCCUAACAUUCUGGAACGUCCGGGUCCUACGAAUUCUGCAAAACACAGUACAGUUACAAAAGCAGAGCAAGUCCCUAACAUUGUGGAACGUCAGGGUCCCACGAACUCUGCAAAACACAGUACUGUUACAAAAGCAGACCAAGUCCCUAACGUUGUGGAAUGUCAGGGUCCCACGGACUCUGCUAGUCAGACUUCCAUCAAGUAAGAGCCUUGUGUUCUUAUGUAGUGCUCAUCUCCAAAGAAAUAAGGACUACUGAUUUGCCUUAAGGAUUCCUUUAUGUAAGUCAUAAGUCAUUGCUGCAAGAGCUGGGAAUUUGAAGGUGAUAAAACGAAAAGAAAAAGUAUGCCCUCCAGACAGAUUUUUUGACAAAUAUCUGUGGUGCACAGCUGUAGUCUUGUGCCAACGGUGAUCCUGGCUGUAGAGGAGUAAUUCCUGUUUGACCUGAUUGUUUCCUUUAUUCCCCACUUCCAUGCCUCUACCUUUUUUGUGAACUUUAGUCACUUCUAUGGAUGUUAUUCUUGACAGCAUUGUAAGCUGUUCACUUGUUAUCCUUUAUUGGCCAUAUUCACAUUUAUUACUCUAUUAACUGUAAACUAAAGUAUAUUUCUCAUUAUUUGCCUAGAAAAAAAUCACCAGCAGGUGCUCUUGUGGACAUAAGGUAAUCCCCCAAAUAUGUGUUUGUUUUGGGGAAGAGUAUGAUGAAAAUUAUAAUGUAUUUAAUCCCUUAAUUUUUUUUUAAAAAGG